Lepus europaeus (European hare) is the source of this 962-nucleotide messenger RNA. It is a transcript of the gene TMEM14C, whose product is annotated as transmembrane protein 14C. The transcript has 6 exons. NCBI's taxonomy places the organism in Eukaryota, Metazoa, Chordata, Mammalia, Lagomorpha, Leporidae. Bases 155 to 499 code for a protein of 114 amino acids. Gene Ontology annotation, biological process: regulation of heme biosynthetic process. Gene Ontology annotation, cellular component: mitochondrial membrane. The record is from RefSeq and is a predicted model, not a curated record.
GAGCGCGCGCCGCCCGGUUUCCGGCGGGCCUGCGUUCCUCGAUUUACGGCUUGCGUGCCCUCUAGCUGCAGCCCAGGACUUCGCGGGAGCGGUUCCGGUACUUGCGGGUGCAGGCCAGCCGUCGUCUCCCGCCUGGACAGAGGACAAGAGGACAAUGGGAAAGGACACAGGCCCACUAGUGCCUUUACAUUAUUUUGGCUUUGGCUACGCAGCACUGGUCGCUACUGGUGGAAUCAUCGGCUAUGCAAAAGCAGGUAGCGUGCCGUCCCUGGCUGCAGGGCUCCUCUUUGGGAGCCUGGCAGGCCUGGGUGCUUACCAGCUGUCUCAGGACCCGAGGAACGUCUGGGUUUUCCUGGCUACAUCCGGGACCUUGGCUGGCAUUAUGGGAAUGAGAUUCUACCAUUCUGGAAAAUUUAUGCCUGCGGGUUUAAUUGCAGGUGCCAGUUUGCUGAUGGUCGCCAAAGUUGGAAUUAGCAUGUUGGAUAGACCCCAUCAGUAGACAUCACGCCCCAUCCUGGACUCACGAAGAAUUAAACUCUCCGAACUUCCACUGUUUGCAAUGUAUUCAGGAAAUAAGUGCAGUGUUUUUACAUAUGCUGGUAUUUUAUCUUAAAAACAUGACACUGGACUUGAUGGGAAAAAUUAGUCAUAAUCAUUACAACCACACAGAGGUGGUAAAUAUAUGAUACACGGACCUAAUGGUGACCGUCAUACAGUUUUGAUUCUUGUGCACUGGUAUUAUCUCUUCUUUCUGUAUCUGUGGAUAAAAUCUCAAGGUCUAAAAUGUUAGAGAUCAACAUUGGGGUAUCUCAAACCUCAUGCCCUACUCAGAGAAACAGGGGGAAAAGACUCUUCUUAUGAGUUUCAGGGUAUAUGUUCUUUUGCUCAUCUUAGAGCACAGACUCACUUUGAAAUUAUGCUAAAUGAAAUAUCAAUGAAAAUAAAGUUUUUCUUAUAAAUAA